Molecule: messenger RNA, 957 nt
Organism: Camelus dromedarius (Arabian camel)
Lineage: Eukaryota; Metazoa; Chordata; Mammalia; Artiodactyla; Camelidae
Product: olfactory receptor 6B9
Exons: 1
Coding region: 1-957 (318 amino acids)
Biological process (GO): G protein-coupled receptor signaling pathway
Cellular component (GO): membrane
Molecular function (GO): G protein-coupled receptor activity; olfactory receptor activity
Source: RefSeq, a predicted model, not a curated record
AUGUGGAAGGAAAACAUCACCCAUAUCAGUGAAUUCCUCCUGGUGGGCUUCCCUGCUUCCCCUUGGCUGCAAGUUCUGCUGUUCCUCCUCUUCCUCAUCACCUACCUGUUUGUGCUGUUGGAGAAUUUAGUCAUCAUCCUCACUGUAUGGGUCACUGGGUCCUUGCACAAGCCCAUGUACUAUUUUCUGGGCACCAUGUCCUUUCUGGAGACCUCAUAUAUAUCUGUCACUGUCCCCAAGAUGCUGGCUGGAUUCUUACUUUGUUCCAAUACUAUCUCCUUCCUGGGAUGCAUGACCCAGCUCUAUUUCUUCAUGUCACUCGCUUGUACUGAGUGUGUGCUCUUGGCUGCCAUGGCCUAUGACCGUUAUGUGGCUAUAUGCUGGCCUCUUCACUAUCCAGUCAUGAUGACCACAGGAUUUUGUGUUCAGCUAACCAUCAGUUCCUGGGUGAGUGGCUUCACCGUCUCCAUGGCAAAGGUAUACUUCAUCUCCCAGGUUGCCUUCUGCGGCAGUAAUAUCUUGAACCAUUUUUUCUGUGAUGUUUCCCCCAUCCUCAAACUGGCCUGCACAGACUUUUCCAUGGCUGAGCUGGUAGACUUUGUGCUAGCCAUUGUCAUCCUUGUGUUUCCUCUCACAGCCACUGUCCUUUCCUAUGCCUUCAUUGUCUCUGCCAUCCUGCACAUUCCCUCCGCCGCUGGGCAGCAGAAGGCCUUCUCCACCUGUGCCUCUCACCUUACAGUGGUGGUCAUCUUCUACACGGCUGUGAUCUUCAUGUAUGUCCGACCUCGGGCCAUUGCUUCAUUUGAUUCUAACAAGUUGAUCUCAGCCAUCUAUGCAGUCUUUACUCCCAUGCUCAACCCCAUCAUCUACUGCCUGAGGAACAAGGAGGUCAAAGAUGCCAUCAGGAAAACCAUGGCAAGUGGCCGAGCCCUUCUCUUGAGAGAUUCUUUUUGCUGA